This is a messenger RNA of Schistosoma intercalatum, 933 nucleotides long. The record is from the annotation of a GenBank genome assembly. Lineage: Eukaryota; Metazoa; Platyhelminthes; Trematoda; Strigeidida; Schistosomatidae.
AUGAUGACCAAGAAGUCGAGGAAUGACCUCCUAAACUUUCUUAAGGCUGUUGGCAAAAGCUACGAAUCAAGAACUUUUCUUGAGAAGGACAAUGAAUUCUCAUCAGUAGUUAGUGAUUUGGUGUUUGAACUGGGCAAAUCUCACAUCUCUUCGAAUGUUUAUCCACUUACAGACGAGUAUGAAUAUACCAACUUCGCAAACAGCUUGGAAAAGUUCCUGAUAUCUUAUGGUUGCCCAUAUUCAGUGCUAACAGAAGGACCUAUUUCUGACCGCUUUUCUUCUGUUAAUAAUCGUAGUUUGCUUUUACAAUAUCUAUGUUCAGAGAUAAUGGCUGUUAGACAAUUAUCUACAAUGAAGUCUGUUGGUAAACAAAGUGACGAACAUCAUUUCAUGGAUGUGGACAGUUCGGAGGAUAAAGUAGAAAUUCUAUCCUGUUUGCAGAAAGCGUUUAAAGCUCUUAGCUUAAAAGUGCCUCCUGAUGACUCAGCACCUACUGUUAUAUAUUCUUGUCUUCAAAAAGGUAUAUCCGAUAGUCUUUCAAGAUGCCCACCCAAUCAUAUGGGGAAAUCAAUUAUCCCACUGACUGGUAUCAGUGAUCGCCAAUGGUCACAGAUAAUGCGUAUCGCCGCAUUGCUACAACAACAAUAUUCCAGUCGCCAAGCUACUCUUUUAAAACGUUUAGAUGUUACUGUACAAAGUUUUAAAUGGUCAGAUAAAGCGAAAUGUAGUUUGGAUAAAAUCACUACUGUAUAUAAUCCUAUCCGUGAGAGAAUGGGUCUAAUUCCAUAUCCUGGCAUUCCUAAUGUCUUAGCUGUACGUGACAACAUGAUAUUGCAAAUUGAAAAGACAAGUGGUACAAGUGCACGUCGUUAUACAUCAUGUGAAUUGAACAAAAUUUUAAUUGGUAAAGUAAGUGUAGUUUUUGGCAAUUAA